This is a messenger RNA of Pseudonaja textilis, 2182 nucleotides long. RefSeq names its product acetylserotonin O-methyltransferase like (gene ASMTL). The record is from RefSeq and is a predicted model, not a curated record. Gene Ontology annotation, molecular function: O-methyltransferase activity; protein dimerization activity; nucleoside triphosphate diphosphatase activity. NCBI's taxonomy places the organism in Eukaryota, Metazoa, Chordata, Lepidosauria, Squamata, Elapidae.
CCUAGUGGGUUGUCCGCCGGCGGCCUGGCUUUAUUGGGUUUUUCUCGCUCCUGGGCUUUUUGCGAAGUCGCCUUCACGACGGCUGCAGCCAUGGUGCUCAACCCGGUCCUUAAAAAGCUGGCCGACAAAAAGGUGGUGCUGGCAAGCGGCUCCCCGCGCAGGCAGGAGAUCCUCAAUAACGCGGGUCUCCAGUUUGAAGUUGUUCCGUCAUGGUUCAAAGAAACACUUGAGAAAUCAACCUUUUCAGCCCCGUAUCAAUAUGCUGUAGAAACUGCAAAACAGAAGGCACUUGAAGUAGCAAAUAGAAUGCAUGUGAAACAUCUUCAAACACCAGAUAUUGUUAUUGGAGCAGACACUAUAGUGAGUAUAGAAGAACAAAUUUUGGAAAAACCAGUGGACAAGCAGGAUGCCUAUAAGAUGCUUUCCAGAUUAAGUGGCAAAGAACAUAGUGUUGUCACAGGUGUUGCAAUUGUUCACUGCAGUAGUAAAGAUGAUUAUCUAGACACUGAAAUCACUGAGUUCUUUGAAGAAACAAAAGUCAAAUUUGCCGAACUCUCUGAGGAACUUCUCUGGGAGUAUAUCCACAGCGGUGAACCAAUGGACAAAGCUGGUGGAUAUGGAAUCCAAGCACUAGGAGGAAUGCUGGUGGAAUAUGUUCAUGGAGAUUUCUUGAAUGUGGUUGGGUUUCCUUUGAAUCACUUCUGCAAAAAAUUAGGUGAACUGUAUUAUCCACCAUCAAAGCACACCAUACAUCAUAUAAAAUAUGACUCUAUCCCUUCAGUGGAGACUUUUGAAAUUCUAAGUGACGGAGACUGUGAUUCUUCAGAUAGUACAAAAAUGGAAGAUGCCAAAAGGCUAACAAAUGGUGGACUUGUAGAAUUGGGAAAAUGCAAAGAGAGCAAGAUACCUAUGGAAAUUCAAAAUGGAAUACCAAGAAAUGUAACACAGUGCCUCUCUAAACUUACGCAUCUUCUGGAUGGAUUUAAAGGCUCAAAGGUUUUGUUUGUGGCAUGUAAGCUGAAAAUAUUUGAUCUUCUUAAAGAUAGGAGCACUGUGACCACAGAAGAUGUGGCAAAUCAACUUAAUACUUCCUUACGUGGAACAGAAAGAUUACUUGAUGCCUGUGCUUCUGUUGGUCUGUUGGAAAAGAAUCAUCAAGGUUACAGUAAUGCAGAACUAACAAAUCUAUGCCUGGUAUCCGAUAGUGAAUAUUCACUUCAUGACUACAUUCUUCAUUGUAAUGACCACCUGUGGACUUUGUUUACUCAUUUGGAGCAAGCAGUUAAAGAAGGAACUUCACAGAUACAUCAAACAUCUGAGAAGAAAGUGAAUGAUUUGUUUCAGGAUUUCCACUGUCAGUCUGUAGAGGUAAAGCAACGUUUUAUAAGAGCCAUGGACAGCAGUUCCAAAGUGACAGCAAGAGACAUAAGCACAGCUUUUGAUCUUUCACAAUUCAAAGUUGUAUGUGACUUGGGAGGUUGCACCGGAGCUUUAGCUUAUGAUCUAGUCCAGAUCUACCCAGAAAUGCAAGUCAUUGUCCUUGAUCUUCCUGAAGUUAUUACAGAUGUCACCAGCUGUCAACUUUCAAGACAAAAUGCUUGUGAUGUAUCCUUUGUAUCAGGUGAUAUUUUCAAAGAUAAUAUUCCAAAAGCAGAUCUUUAUAUUCUUUCAAGGGUUUUACAUCAUUGUUCUGAGGAAAAGAUUUCUCUGCUAUUAAACAAACUCUCUGCUCUUUCAGAGCAAGGAAUUGCGCUGCUAAUAGCAGAGAUAAUUCUUGAUGAAAAGCGAAUAAAACCUGCUAGAGCUGUUUUCCAGUCUCUUAGUAUGACAGAAGGCAAGGAAAGAAGUACAUUGGAAUACAAACAGUUAUUAGAAGAACAUGGAUUCAGUAAUGUACAGAUUAAAAUAACAGGAAAUCUGCUAGAUGUAAUUUUGUGCUCUAAGAAACUAUCUUCCUAGUACACUAAAUAGUAUUGAAUUUAUUACUUCAGCUUUCCAGAAUACUAUGUUUCUAUUUCUGAUUUUGGUGUCUCUGAAUUACAGUGGACAAUUGCAUGUAAAAGCUAUUCCACUUUUUAUUAUUUGUUAAAAACUGCACUAAAUGUAAUUUUCUCCUGAAAGGUCCUGGCUGUUGUUGUAACUAAUAGUAAUUAUAGCAUUAAAUCAUUUCCCCUCCCCCCCC